Glycine soja is the source of this 1318-nucleotide messenger RNA. Its product is annotated as leucine-rich repeat receptor-like tyrosine-protein kinase PXC3. Gene Ontology annotation, molecular function: ATP binding; protein kinase activity. Lineage: Eukaryota; Viridiplantae; Streptophyta; Magnoliopsida; Fabales; Fabaceae. Gene Ontology annotation, biological process: protein phosphorylation. The record is from RefSeq and is a predicted model, not a curated record. The transcript is spliced from 3 exons. Bases 89 to 1105 code for a protein of 338 amino acids.
ACAGUUGUUACUUGCUAACAAUCCACUGCUGUCUGGUGAAAUUCCAAAAUUCAGUGAACAUGUUGAAGUUGUAUAUUCUGGAACUGGUAUGAUAAAUAAUACUGCACCUGACAACCCAACAGCCAACAGGCCCAACACUGUAGCAACUAGUUUUCUUGUUGGCAUUGUCAUUCAGCUGGUUGUCUCCAGAAAAAAUUGUUGGCAACCUCAAUUCAUUGAAAGUAAUUUAUUAACUCCUAAUGCAAUUCACAAAUCAAGAAUUCACUUCGGUAAAGCCAUGGAAGCUGUUGCUGAUACAUCAAAUGUUACUUUGAAAACAAGGUUUUCAACGUAUUACACUGCCAUCAUGCCCUCUGGAUCAAUCUAUUUUAUCAAGAAACUAAACUGUUCUAACAAGAUAUUGCCGUUGGGAAGUCAUGAUAAAUUUGGAAAAGCGCUAGAAGUCUAUGCAAAAUUGAACAAUUCAAAUGUCAUGACUCCUUUGGCCUAUGCUCUGUCCAUUGAUACUGCUUAUAUACUAUAUGAAUAUAUCUCAAAUGGCUCCCUCUAUGAUGUUCUUCAUGGAAGCAUGUUAGAUUGGGGUAGCAGAUAUACUAUAGCCGUUGGGGUGGCUCAAGGACUUUCUUUUCUUCAUGGAUUUGCCUCUAGUCCAAUACUACUCCUUGACCUAUCAAGUAAAAGUAUUAUGUUGAAGUCCCUCAAGGAGCCUCAAGUUGGGGAUGUUGAACUCUACCAUGUGAUUAAUCCCUUAAAGAGUACAGGGAAUUUUUCUGAAGUUGUUGGUUCUGUUGGUUAUAUUCCUCCAGAGUAUGCAUACACAAUGACAGUAACAAUUGCUGGGAAUGUCUACAGUUUUGGUGUCAUUCUGCUUGAACUGCUGACAGGAGAACCUCCGGUGACAGAUGGAAAAGAAUUGGUCAAGUGGGUUUUGGAUCAUUCAACAAACCCACAAUACAUUCUUGAUUUUAAUGUCAGUAGAUCAUCACAAGAAGUCAGAAGCCAGAUGCUUGCAAUUCUCAAGAUUGCUCUUGUUUGUGUUAGUACAUCCCCAAAGGCAAGACCAAAUAUGAACACUGUGCUUCAGAUGCUUCUUAAUGUUGGAUGAAGUCAAAUUCUUUAGUAUUGGAAUAUAUCUUGAAGAGAGAUUUUUUGUAAUUUUUGGAUGAUGCUUUAAGUCAAGAAAAUAUGAAAGGUAGACAUAUUACAGGACAAAGUUGGCUUAAUUAUUUUAUGGUGUGUUACCAGUGUAAGUAAAACUAGUACCGUACAUAUAAGAUAUAACUUAUACAUAUAAAAGUAUACUUUUGUUUUCUACAUA